Molecule: messenger RNA, 8285 nt
Organism: Syngnathoides biaculeatus (alligator pipefish)
Lineage: Eukaryota; Metazoa; Chordata; Actinopteri; Syngnathiformes; Syngnathidae
Gene: capn15
Product: calpain 15
Exons: 13
Coding region: 665-4330 (1221 amino acids)
Biological process (GO): proteolysis
Cellular component (GO): cytoplasm
Molecular function (GO): calcium-dependent cysteine-type endopeptidase activity
Source: RefSeq, a predicted model, not a curated record
GACAUUUGCGCAUGCGCGCAGCUGACUCUCCGGUAAUCCGCCGUCUUGGAGCGGAUCCCAUCCGCGUUCGCUGCGCUCUCGCUUUUGGCGAGGUGAGAAUGAAAAAAUGUGGCAAGCCAUAUGCAAGGGGACGAAAGGAGUGUUUUGAUGGGAGCCACCCAAGUGGAGGCAUUCGCUAGACGCGUGGGACAGAGCGCAGAGAGGAAGAAGAAGAAGAAGCAGCGGCGGUCUUGCUGCAUUCAAGCAGAAAACAGCGAGACCGGAGCGAGCAUGUCUGCUUGUAAAAGACAGUCACGUUUGCAUAUUCAGUCUGCAAACGCUUCUGCCGGGAAAUGAUCGCCUCCCAAAGGAGAUCCGGUGGGAGAUGGUUUGAAUCUUGACUUCCCCGUUGAAGGACCAAGCAUGAGCCUGCACAGACUGGCGAGGCAUGUCCAAAGGUAUGCGAGAGGAAUUAGGAGCGACAUUGUGGAGGGAAGCCUAAAGUCAACAAGACAGACAAUUAGGAAACAACACUGUGAGAAAUUCUCCAAUGGAAUGACAGAUUUAAGGGUUUAAGAACUCAACGAAGUCCUUAUAACGAUACUGGAAAGUUUAACAAAAAAGUUGAGUUGUGGUGUUCUGACAACACCUUCUUCUCCAACCAAUUGUUGCUAUCACUACGGUGAUGGGGAGCUCGGCCUCGUCCCUCACCGCAGAGACCGAGUCGGACCAUGGUUUCCGUAGCAACCCCUACCCUCCGUCACCCCCGGUGGGCUGGCUCAGGACCAGUCACAGCAGCCCAGUGUGGGGUUCCACCUUCAUCACGCGCCAACAGCAGCAGCACCAACCGCCUCCCCGACCUCACCGAGAGCGUAGCCACUCCCACUCUCCUGGGUCCAUGGCAGCUGCAGUGCGUGGCAGUGAGUGGUCAUGCGGACGCUGCACCUUCUUAAAUGUCGGUGGCGCACCUCGCUGUUCGAUCUGUGAGGCGCCUCGCCAGAAGCCUGACCUUAAUCAGAUCCUUCGCCUGAGCAGUAGCGAGGAGCACCGCUGGGCUUGCCCCCGCUGUACCCUCAACAACCCUCAGGGAUCAAGAGCCUGCUCCGUCUGCGGUUUCGGACCAUCCUCCACCACCCCUGCACCUGCCGUCACAACCAUAGCUGCCACCUCAAACGGUCUCCCCCCUGCUCCUACUCCAGAACCCCCUACGGCUACCGUCACACCCACAGUGCUUUCAGAACCCCAAGGUCAGGUUCCCGUAAAGGAGGACAUGUUGAGACGGUCAGAGAGCAACGGGGAAGUGGGCGGCCUGGAGCAGCAGCAGUCGGGGUGGGCAUGCCCUCGCUGCACGCUUCACAAUACACCGGUCGCAUUGUCAUGCUCAGCUUGUGGUGGACCCAGGAAACUGUCAUUACCCAAAAUCCCCCCUGAGGCACUGGUGGUACCAGAGAUUCGCACUCCUGUACUCGGAUUUCCUGUGGCCUCAGCAGUGUCUCCCCCUUUGAUCAUUGACCUAACUGAUGAAUCACCCCCAGCUCCUCCCUGUGAACCCCAAGAACCUCCUCAUGUGCCCUCUUCAGCAUUUACUCCUUUUUCCUCCCUCCAAAACAAUCCUGUGCCACGAAGUAGGAGAGAGGUGCCCCCAACUGGGCGACCACCAAACCAAGGUACUAACACUCCGAGUCCCACCUCUCCUUCAAGUUCGAGUGUGCUUCCCCAACCUGCCCCCCAGCGACCUGGCAAACCCAAACAUGCCCAACCCCAGGAGCCCCCAUACCCCAAUAAGCGCCUCAGUAUCUUAGAAGAAGAAGACCCUCAAAAGACUCCCCAGGCUGCCCACCACACUUCCACAGGAGUCCCCACCUGGAAGUGCCCAGGCUGCUGUAUGGUUAACCCAGGUGGCUCGUCUAAAUGUGAAACCUGCCGAUCAUCACGGGCCGGUGCCGACCUAAUAGAUUUAGGUUGCGAGAUGGUGCGGUUCACCCCGGCUAGCCCUUCUAGCCCAGACUUCAGCACAUGGGCCUGCUCCAAGUGCACCCUGCGCAAUCCCACAGGCGCUCCAAAGUGCUCUGCCUGUGGGUCGUCCAAGCUGCACGGCUUUCAGGAGCAGCAAGCGCCCCUUCCUCGCUGCUGUGCACACUGUGGCCUGGUCCUCUCUGGGCCUGGCACAGUAUGCUCCUGCACGCCCACCUCUUCUUCAUCCUCCACGGGUCAUAAAUCAAGGAAACAGGGCAGAGGUUUUUCUUCCUCAUCUUCGGCUGUGGCCUCUUCUAGUUCUUCCUCUUCUUCAUCCAUCUCAUCCACCCUUCAGGAGAGACCUGGGCAGUGGAGUUGCCCAGCGUGUACGCUGCUCAAUGACAUCAAGGCCAAGAACUGUGCGGCAUGCCACACACCCCAGCAGUACCUCACCCUUCGGAAGGUGAUCAAGCCCCUUAAGAGGCGGGAGAGCAUGCAUGUCGAGGCCCGUCGGCGGAACGAUGAGGGUGAAGCCAAAGAGCUCUGGGAAAACAUUGUCAGCUUCUGCAGAGAGAACACGGUCAACUUUGUGGACGACAGCUUCCCCCCGGGCCCUCGAUCGGUCGGCUUCCCGGAGGGCGACAGCGUCCAGCAGCGAAUCAAAAAGUGGCUCCGCCCCCACGAGAUCAAAUGCAGCAACUUCAAAGACCGAGGCGUCAAGUGGUCCGUUUUCCGCACGCCACGACCCUCUGACAUCCUCCAAGGGCUGCUGGGAAACUGCUGGUUCUUAAGCGCUCUGGCUGUGCUGGCCGAGCGUCCCGAGCUGGUGGAGAGGGUGAUGAUCACAAGGACGAUUUGCACCGAGGGAGCCUACCAAGUUCGCUUGUGCAAGGACGGGACGUGGACGACAGUGCUGGUGGAUGACAUGCUGCCGUGUGACGACUACGGCUUCCUCCUCUUCUCCCAGGCACAGAGGAAGCAGCUGUGGGUGGCCCUCAUCGAGAAGGCCCUGGCCAAGCUCCACGGCUCCUACUUUGCCUUGCAGGCAGGGCGCGCCAUUGAGGGUUUGGCCACGCUGACCGGGGCUCCGUGCGAUUCGCUAAUGCUGCAGGUCAGCUCCACCAACCCGCGGGAGGAGCCUAUUGAUACGGACCUGAUCUGGGCCAAGAUGCUCAGUUCCAAGGAAGCUGGGUUUUUGAUGGGCGCCUCAUGCGGGGGAGGCAACAUGAAGGUGGAUGAUGCCGUCUACGAGUCUCUGGGUCUGCGACCGCGCCAUGCCUACUCCAUAUUGGAUGUACGAGAUGUCCAAGGAUACAGGUUGUUGCGACUCCGUAACCCAUGGGGUCGAUUCUCGUGGAACGGCAGCUGGUCGGACGAGUGGACCGACUGGCCGCAGCAUCUGCGUCACGAGCUGAUGGCGCACGGGAGCAGCGAGGGCGUAUUUUGGAUGGAGUACACUGACUUCAUCAAGUAUUUCGACUCGGUGGAUAUCUGUAAGAUCCACUCGGACUGGCAGGAGGUGCGACUCCAGGGAUGCUUCCCGAGCAAGGCCAGCGGGCCGGUCACUGUCAUGGCCCUCACUUUGUUGGAAAGGACGGCGCUGGAGUUUGCUCUUUUCCAGGAAGGAAGCAGGCGCUCAGACACGGCCGACAGUCACCUUCUGGAUUUGUGCAUCAUGGUGUUCCGGGCCUCCUUCGGGAGCAGCAACAAGCUGACCCUGGGCCGCCUGUUGGCGCACAGCAAGCGAGCGGUGAAGAAAUUUGUUGGCUGCGAUGUGAUGCUGGAGCCCGGGGAAUACGCCGUGGUGUGCUGCGCUUUUAACCACUGGCAGAUGAACGUGAGCGGGUCGGGAGGGCCGCCCACCCCCAUCUCCAGCCCGACCAGCGGAGCUCAACGGCGGCCCAGUCAGGACUUCCCCGGCUACAUCCUGGCCAUCUACAGCUCUCGGCAGGUGAUGGUGGAGCAGGUGGAGGCGGCCGCGACCACGUUGGCCGACGCCAUUAUCCUCCUGACGGAAAACAAAGGCGAACGCCACGAGGGCCGCGAGGGGAUGACGUGCUACUAUUUGACGCACGGCUGGGCGGGGCUCAUCGUGGUGGUGGAAAACCGUCACCCCAAGUACUACCUCCACGUCUCCUGCGACUGCACGGACAGCUUCAACGUGGUGUCGACGCGCGGCAGCCUCAAGACCAUCGACAGCGUGCCGCCUUUGCACCGGCAGGUGCUGGUGGUGCUCUCCCAGCUGGAAGGAAACGCCGGCUUCUCCAUCACGCACCGGCUGGCUCACCGCAAAGCUGCCCAGGCGUCCCUGGGCGACUGGACGCCCACCAAAGCCACCCACAGCCCCCAGCUCACCCCGGACAUCGACGGCCUGCACCGCCCCAGGCCGCUAUGACCACCGUCCCAACGUGGCGCACCCGAACGGUCGGAGCACUGGAACGCCGGGCGAGCGGCACGUGCGGCACUAGAAACUCGCGGACAAAGAUGCGGCCGCGGCGCGCGUCUGAAUGUAUUCAUCAACACUGAAGCUAUCUUCUGGCCCCUCAGGAUGAACGAGGGCGGACUCGCUCAGCUCUCAAGGCCCCCACUGACCUGUUUCAAGUGUCAAAAUGCGUCCGGUACGAGCGCUGUAUGUGGAUUCCCAGUGCUGUAAACUACUGAGCCAUUUGCAGGACCGUUUUAUUUUUCAUUUUUCUUUCACUUUCCGCCCACUCGGUAAAACAACCAAGGGGGGAGGGCUGGGGUCACUUGCUGUAUCUCACCCGGCCUACAAUAAGGUACUUAGCUAUCGAGCCAAACCUAAUUUUUUUUUUUUUUUUUUAAAAACAAGCACGAAGAUUUUGACCAUAAAGGUACAGUAUCAGUCUUACACGUUUCAUCCAUAUAGUUUCACGGUGCAUGUUCGAAGGUCUUGGGAAAAUUCACAAUCUUUUGUCUCUAACUCAGGACCAAAAGUGUGUCAUUUGUACCGGAAUACAGUGAGCCCCCACCCCCGCCAACCGCCAUUUGGAAUUUUACAAAUUCACCUACUUUGGCACCCAUCUCAUGAGACCUUGUGGCCAAAGAACUAUAUUGAAGUAAGAGGAGGAGCUUCUUUUAGUCAGUGUUUUGUCACCAUUUCUUAGCAGCUGCAAAUGUUUUUCGCUGGCCUCGGUUGGUGGUUCACUGUACCGCAUUUUAUCUGAAUGAUCAGAGGUGGAUAAUUCCCAUUCGAGAUAGCGGACAUGGCAUCUUUUAUACUUUAUCUUUUAUCAAAGAAGCGCUCUUCCUCCAAAGCAAGUAGCGCGAUGAUGCUUUUUAUCCUGAGGAAGACAAGAGUGGGCUUUCCUGUUUUCCGGCAUAGGGAAGCAAAUGCUGUCAUUUUUCCACCCUUCUACCAGUAUACUCCCUCUCUCGCCUCCGGACAAGUCCAAACCAUCGAAGUCUGCUCUCUCGAACCUUGUCUCCAAAACAUCCAACUUCGGCUCUCCCUCUAAUGAGCUCAUUUCUAACCCUAUCCAACUUGUUCGCACCAAGCGAGAACCUCGGCAUCUUCCUUUCUGCCACCUCCAGUUCUGCUUCCUGUUGUUUCUUCAGCGCCACCACACCAGACACCCUCCGCCAACUGUUCCACCCCGCUUGGACCUGUUUCUUCACUUCCUUCCUCACUCACCAUUUGUCUGUAUUGUUGACCCCAAGUAUUUGAAGUCGUCCACCCUCGCUAUCUCUUCUCCCUGGAGCUUCACUCUACCUCGUCUGUCAGCCUAUCCAUUACUAUCGCAAACAGGAAGGGGCUCGGCGCGGAUCCCUGAUGCAGUCCCACCUCCACCUUAAAUUCUUCUGACGCACCUAUGGCACAUCUCACCGCCGUUCUGCUGCCCUCAUACAUGUCCUGUACUGUACUGUUGUUUUUUUUUAUACAAGUAUCUCUCAACUUGUACUGGAGUACAGUCCAAGGAAUUUACCACUCCAAACAGGAAGGGGCUCAGCGCGGAUCCCUGAUGCAGUCCCACUCCCGCCUUAAAUUCUUCCGACGCACCUAUGGCACAUCUCACCGCCGUUCUGCUACCCUCAUACAUGUCCUGUACUAUUCUAACAUAUUUCUCCGCCACACCAGACUUGUGCUUGAUGCAGUACCACAGUUCAUCUCUUGGUACUCUGUCGUAGGCUUUCUCUCAGUCUACAAAGACACAAUGUAGCUCCUUCUGACCUUCUCUGUACUUUCCCACAAGCAUCCUCAAGGCAAAUAAUGCAUCUGUGGUACUCUUUCUAUGAAACCAUACUGUUGCUCGCAGAUACUUACUUCCGUCCUGAGUCUAGCCUUCACCACUCUUUCCCAUAACUCCACUCUGUGGCUCAUCAUCUUUAUUCCUCCGUAGUUUCCACAGUUCUUAAAAAUGGGGACUAGCACACUUCUCCUCCAUUCUUCUGGCAUCUUCUCUCCAGUAAAUUGCAUCGCUGUAGAAUAAGAAUGGAUGAAUCCAACCAAACUCCUUAAGUACAAGGUUGGUCCCCGUGCAUUUGCCUUCCCCACAUCCUUAAUUCAUUAAAUCUGCUCCAGAUUGCCGCAGUAUAAACGCUAAAGGCGACGCAAUUCUCUUUCUUGUUCGGCAGUUAGUUUAAUUCCCCAGCCGUCGGGGUGCGCAACUCCCUCUCGCGCAAAUUGGAGUGAAUUAAUACGGCGUCUUCCCAGCGCUGAAGGUCACUGCGAUAUUUGUCUAUUAUUCUCUCAUUUUGACAGUUUUUCGGUGUUUUUAGGGAGUCCCAGAGCAGCUGUUUGGACAGGCAGCCAGCCAGCCAACGGAGAGCCAAAGUUUACUUUUGUAGCUUUUUGUUUAGUAAAAGCGUGAGAAUCCAACGCCGGGUCCACGACUCGUCUCGAGAUCCUGCUAAACUGUCCCAACCGGAUUGAAACUCCGAUUAGAAUUUCUCAAGAUCAUUUUACGGACCCGUCCGAUAAUCGGCUGCUUGUUGACUUUCUCAUCGGAAAAUGUGGAAAAUUUGGUCCACCCCACAGGAUAAACUUUCUCGAGGCAUCCGCCAAUCGGGCCUUUAUUGACUUUCCUUGCGAGAAAGUGGAAAUGUUCAAAUUUAGCAGCCCUGAUUGAGGGAGGAAGAAUAAAUCUUAAGCCAUCCUGCACCACCUCCCUCAGACCACAGGUCUCAAACUCAAGGCCCGGGGGCCAGAUCUGGCUCGCUACAUGAUUUUAUGUGGCCCCCGUAGCCAAAUCUAUUGUGAAUUUCCAUGAUUCUUGUCAAAAAUCAGUUCCAAAAUUUCAAAUUGUCAUAUAAAUGAUAAAGUGGGGAUAUUACCCUUGAUUUCUUAUUCCAAAUCUAGUUCAUAAAUUGAUGGUGUCAAUGUGAUGAUUAAAUAUUUUUCUUCCGCAGUCAUAACGGCCCCCUGAGGGAAACCGGGACAAAGAUGUGGCCCACGAGAAAAAUGAGUUUGACACCCCUGUUUUUCGAUACAUCCCACAAUCGGGGUCGUUCCUGACUUUGACGGUAAAGUGAUAGAAAACUCCUGAAUUUGGUCCGAUUAUCUGCAUUUGUGCGCCCUGUGAUGCCAGACAGGGGAUUUUCCUCACUAAUGGGUUCGAAAAGUACUUGAAACGAUCUUUUUCGCCAGGAAACCUCGCUGCCGGGGUGAACCCGGUACGGCAAUCGGGGGAAAAAGUUGCUUUUGUCUUUACUUGAAAGCCACAAAGCUCUGGACUUUGUCUCGUUUGAAUACAAAUGACACACGGGGGAUUUAUUUAGGUUUUAAAGGAAUCUUAUUUUAGCCAUUUUUUUUUUCCUCCAGCCAUUGUUCGAUCUUUUUAAAAGACCUUGUAAAUGUGUCUGUGACGUAAAGGAGCUGUAAAUGCCCCCCCCCCCCCAGGAAACACCCAUGUGUACAAUGACCACUCUUUUCCAUAUUUGCACUGACUCGCUGUGCAAUGUUAUUUAUUUGGAUCAUUUUACAGGCCUGUUGUCGAGAAGGAACGCGACGGUGCGAGGCCACGGCGGAUCGAUUUUUAUUUACAUAUUUGUUUCGUCUCAUUGUCACUUUGGCUCUUGCUGGUGGUCUUCAGUCAUCCCCACUCCUCUUUAAAUAUUUUUCUGUGGCGCCCCCUGCUGCUUGUGUAAGGAGGCUACAAGCUAGAGACACCCGUCCUCCAAAAUUGUAUAGACACAAGUUAAGCUGUGUGGUAUAAAAAAAAAAUUAAAAAGUCUAAUAAAUUAACUUUUAAACUAGCAGUAAAACCAACAAAAAGGAGCCCAAUGCUGACAAAUGUGAUAUAAUACUUUGAUGAUUCUUUGUGGGGGGGAAUAAGGGUGUGAAUAUAUCUGUAUAAAUAUGUAUGUUUUAAUAUUUCAAUCUCAGGUUCCAG